GAAUCCGAUCUCCUUUUGCCUCAUUUCACUUCGCGAUCCGAGACCGACAAGUGCUCCAACGCUCCGCGUGUGUCUCGUCGAUUCGCGUUUUCAAACAUGCGCUGCUCCUUCCGAUUCGCUUUUUUUCCUGUUGUUUUUUGCUCCAACUUGAAUGUUGCGGUUCCGCACUUCAGGAUGUGACAUGCUGAUCCAGAGUAGAGUUUUAAGUGUGUGACAGUUUUUGGGUGCUGUGUCGUGUUUUGUGACAGUUUUUCUCCUGGAUUUAUUUCCGUCUGGAAGAUGUGCAGCAGGGAAAUGAUUGGAGAACUUGUGGACAAGAUCCAUUCGGGUCUUCCAAAGUGCUCGGCCAGACUACCAGACUGGGAUAGUUUCACAGACAAUCUGCCUCGAUUCCACAUACCAGCCAUGCCAGCCGUCAGACGCGGCUGGUGCGGCUGUUUUCAGGAUGACGAACCCCCCGAGAUUACAUAUUGCGUGGUCGACACAACAGGAACUUUAUCACUUCAAGCCAUCACACCUACACAACCAAUGCCUUCACAAGAAGAAUUGGAUUCUAAAUUCGCAGAACUUGUGGAAGAGCUGGAUCUUACUGCACCAAAUAAAGCAGCCAUGCUCAGUUUACCCCCUCAGAAAAAAUGGCAGAUAUAUUGCUCAAGGAAAGGAAAGGACACAGUGGACGAAGCACAUGUACCAGAACAUUAUAUCGAGAGACUGCAUACCCUAGCAAAACUUCAAUACCCCGACCAGAACGCUGAAGAAGAGAUAAGAGCACGUACCAAACAAAUUGAUGGACUGAAAACUGCGUUACGCACGUCAACGCAUAGUUUUGUGAUAAAAUUUAUCGAACUCAAUGGACUGCCAGCGCUUCUAGAGUGCUUAGAAAAAAUGGACUACUUCACAGCUCAGAGUUCUGUACAUACCAGCAUAAUAGGAUGUGUGAAGGCUCUUAUGAAUAACUCAACCGGACGAGCUCAUGUUUUGGCUCACCCCACUAGUAUCAACACCAUAGCGCAAUCGCUCAGUACGGAGAACAUGAAGACGAAAAUAGCAGUCCUGGAAAUACUUGGAGCAGUCUGCCUAGUCUCAGGAGGCCAUAAGAAAGUCCUAGACGCGAUGCUACACUACCAAAAAUACGCUUACGAAAGAACUAGAUUCCAAGGUAUAAUAAAUGAUCUCGACAGAUCGACAGGCAUCUACAGGGAUGACGUUAACCUUAAAACAGCCAUCAUGUCCUUCGUUAACGCUGUCCUAAACUACGGCCAAGGCUCCGAGAACCUUGAAUUCAGGCUGCAUCUUCGGUACGAAUUCUUAAUGUUAGGUAUACAACCUAUAAUCGACAAACUGAGGAACCACGAGAACGAAACGCUGAACAGGCAUCUGGAUUUCUUCGAAAUGGUCAGAAACGAAGACGAGAAAGAACUAUCUAGGAAAUUCGAGCAAGAACACGUGGACACAAAGAGUGCCACAACGAUGUUCGAUCUUUUAAGAAAAAAACUCAGUCAUACAGCUGCCUAUCCUCACUUUCUAUCACUUCUUGAACACUGUUUAUUGUUACCGUUAGACUUAGGAUCCCAUCCCGAACAUUGGCUGCUGAUGGACAGAAUAGUCCAACAGAUCGUCCUCCAACAAACAGAAAGAGUGGAUGGUGUAGAACGUCACAAGGACCCGGACGUUCAAGCCGUUCAGAUAAACGUUAAAGAGAUCGUCCAUCAGUUAGCCAAAGAAGAAGAACUGGUUGCUGCCAGGAAGAAAGCUGAAGAGUUAGAACGCGAAAACACAGACCUAUCGAAUAGGCUUGCGAAGAAAGAACAAGAUCUGGACCACAGAACCCAGGAGAAAGAGGACAUCGAGUCUAGCCUCGCCAGAAUCAAAGACAGACUGGAAAAAGAAACAGCCUCUCACAUCGAAACAAGACAACGACUGAGCGAGACUGAAUACAGAACUGCUGAACUGGAAAGACAAAUUAUUUGUGAACGAGGAGAACGCCAUAGGCUCGAACAGUUGGUCACAACGGGGUCUAUAGCGGACGAUGCGAAGCUGAAAGGUUUGAAGGCGGUUUCCAUCGAGAACUCCUUCAAAUCAGACAAGCCAUGUCCUCCACCUCCCCCUCCAAUAGCUCCGCCUCCACCACCCCCAGGUCCUCCUGGUCCGCCUCCACCUCCUUGCUCGAUGCCCGUAGCUCCUGCAGCUGAAAUAUUCAAGUUGGAGGUGGUUCAGAAGAACGUUCCUCAACCUUCGAACCCUUUGAAGUCUUUCAACUGGUCCAAGAUACCGGAUACCAAAUUGGGAGGGACCAUUUGGAGUGAGCUCGAUGACACAAAACUCUACAACGCCAUGGAGUUGGAUUCUAUUGACAAACUGUUCUGUGCCUACCAGAAGAACGGUGUUGUGAACGAAGGAUCGAUUGAAGAUCUGCGCAAUCUGGGAAAGCACAAGACCAAAGUUCUGUCAGUGAUCGAUAGUAGGAGAGCUCAGAAUUGUACAAUAUUGCUUUCCAAGCUCAAAAUGUCGGAUGACGAUAUAACCAAAGCAAUUUUGAGUAUGGACAGUAAAGAACAGUUACCAAUAGAUAUGGUAGAACAGUUACUCAAAUUUACUCCAAGUUCCGAAGAGGCAGCACUUCUGGAAGAACACAGCGAUGAGAUCGAUUCCCUGGCGAGAGCUGAUAGGUUCCUUCACGAAAUAUCAAAAGUGGCCCAUUAUGAACAACGUCUGCGUUGCCUGCAUUACAAGAAGAGGUUCAACAUUACAGUCAACGAAAUAUGUCCGAGGAUAAAGAAUGUCAUGGAGGCAUCUAGGGAGAUCUCCAGAUCUAGAAGACUGAGGAAGUUGUUAGAGAUUGUUUUGGCCCUUGGGAAUUACAUGAAUCGAGGUGCCAGAGGUAAUGCAUCAGGAUUCAGAUUGGCAUCACUGAACAGACUGGCCGAUACAAAAUCUAGCGCUAGUAAAGGAACGACCCUGUUGCAUUACCUCGUUGAUAUUCUCGAGAAAAAAUUCAGAGAUGUUCUGAAGAUCGACGAAGAUAUUCCUCAUAUCCACGAGGCUGCGAAAGUCUCCCUAGGUGAACUCAACAAGGAUAUGGCCCAUCUCAGAGCUGGUUUGAGAGAUGUUGCUAAAGAGAUCGAGUUCCAUCUGAGUCAGAGUCCCUUGGCCAAUGACAAGUUUGUACCGGUUAUGAGGGAAUUCCAGGCAACUGCCACGUGUCGACUGGCCGAAAUUGAGGAUCAAUAUCAGGACAUGAAGACGCGGUUCGAGAGAGCGGUACGCCUCUUCGGAGAAGAUCCCAACAACACUCCACCAGACGAGUUCUUCGGCGUCUUCGACUCCUUCCUCACCUCCUUCGCUGAGGCUCGCCACGAUAACGAAAACAUGAAACGUAGACAAGAAGAGGAAGAAAAGAGGGCAAAGCAAGAGGCCGAACUGAAGAAGCUCACCCUGGAGAGGAAACACAGUCGCGAGGGAAUCCUCUCGAAGAUAAGCAAGAGUAUGAGCAUCAAGAGCAACGGUGACAGCAACCAGAAGGGCGAAUUCGACGAUCUGAUUUCGGCUCUAAGGACCGGCGACGUCUUCGGUGAGGAUAUCGCCAAGUUCAAGAGGUCGAGGAAGAGCAGGAUCGGUACCGGAGGCUCUCCUCCCCGGAGGAACUCUUCGGCAAGAGAAGAUAGUAGGGAUAGGGUCAUCGCCAAUGGCCGUUGUCAGUAAACAAGACCAUUCUCGACAUGACUGAUUUUUUUUUGUGGUACAAAUCUCUGAAAUUUCAAAACCAGGCCUAUCGGAUUCGUUUGCUCUCGAUUUUGGUGGUUAUUAUUACUCUUACAAUGUAUACUUCUGUUUAUAUGUAUAUUUUUUUAUAAACUUUUAUUAUUCGAAUCAUUUUUUAUUGGACCUACAUACGUGGAUUUUUAGAUCACUGUAAUAAUUUUGUACAAUAUUUAAUUGUUAGCAUAGUUUGUAUUUUAUACGAAUCAUAUUGAAUGUUUGUAUGGUUAGAAUAGAUUUUAUGUAUGUUUAUAUUGCAAAGCUUUGAUAUAGAACUGAUUGCAGCAGUGAAAUAUAUCAUUGUUAAUUUAUUUUAAAA
Harmonia axyridis is the source of this 4078-nucleotide messenger RNA. RefSeq names its product disheveled-associated activator of morphogenesis 1 (gene DAAM). The record is from RefSeq and is a predicted model, not a curated record. The coding region runs from base 280 to 3702 and encodes 1140 amino acids. The transcript is spliced from 10 exons. Gene Ontology annotation, molecular function: actin binding; small GTPase binding. Gene Ontology annotation, biological process: actin cytoskeleton organization; positive regulation of actin filament polymerization. NCBI's taxonomy places the organism in Eukaryota, Metazoa, Arthropoda, Insecta, Coleoptera, Coccinellidae.